Ceratotherium simum simum (southern white rhinoceros) is the source of this 4993-nucleotide messenger RNA. It is a transcript of the gene MYRIP, whose product is annotated as myosin VIIA and Rab interacting protein. Lineage: Eukaryota; Metazoa; Chordata; Mammalia; Perissodactyla; Rhinocerotidae. Gene Ontology annotation, cellular component: cortical actin cytoskeleton. The record is from RefSeq and is a predicted model, not a curated record. Gene Ontology annotation, molecular function: myosin binding; actin binding; small GTPase binding. Gene Ontology annotation, biological process: intracellular protein transport.
AGCCGCUGCUGCCGCCGCGCUCCCGCCUCCAACCCGCUCCCGGGCUCCCGCCGCGGCUGCGGUUCUGGCGGCCGAGCCCCCGCGGCGUUGCAGCGCAGAUCUGGCGCUCCGACCGACCCGCGCUCCUGCCUUGCAGCCUCCCAAUCCACGCGCCGCGCUGCGGCAGGUGCCCCAGGCAUCCUGAGGCGCAGUGGCCUGAGCCCGGCCGUCAUCGAUGAUCUCGGUCACGGACCCGCUCCAAGCUGACCACCUAGUGUCUUGUUUUAUCGUCUGUGUUUGGUAUUAAAUCAUGGGGAGGAAGCUGGACCUGUCUGGUCUGACCGAUGAUGAAACAGAGCAUGUUCUCCAGGUGGUUCAGCGAGACUUCAAUCUUCGAAAAAAAGAGGAAGAACGACUAAGCGAGAUGAAGCAGAAGCUGGAUGAGGAGGGCAGCAAGUGCAGCAUCCUCUCAAAGCACCAGAAGUUCGUGGAGCACUGCUGCAUGCGCUGCUGCUCGCCCUUCACCUUCCUCGUCAACACCAAGCGCCGGUGUGGGGACUGCAAGUUCAAUGUCUGCAAGAGCUGCUGCUCCUACCAGAAGCACGAGAAGGUGUGGAUCUGCUGCGUCUGCCAGCAAGCGAGGCUUCUGAGAACCCAGUCUCUGGAAUGGUUCUACAAUAAUGUGAAGAGCCGUUUCAAACGCUUUGGCAGUGCCAAGGUCCUGAAGAACCUGUACAGGAAACACCGGCUGGAGAGUGGAGCGUGCUUCGACACUCUAGGAGGAAGCUUUUUUGAGGUGAACCUGGAGAAUGAAGGAAGUAUUUCAGGCAGUGAUUCGACAUUUUAUAGACAGUCAGAAGGACAUAGCAUGAUGGACACAUUGGCUGUCGCCCUACGGGUGGCUGAAGAGGCCAUCGAGGAGGCAAUUUCCAAAGCAGAAGCCUAUGGGGACAGCCUGGACAAGCAGAAUGAGGCCAGUUACCUGCGGGACCACAAGGAAGAGCUGACUGAGGAACUGGCCUCAACUAUCCUGCAGAAGAUCAUAAGAAAACAGAAGAGCAAAAUCGAGCCACAAGUGGAAGAAGAGCCAGAGUGGUCACAGCCCCAGAGCUGCAGUGCCAAGGUGGCUGACGAGGGGACCACAGCCUCUGCAGGAGGUCACCGAGCUUCCGCCACCCUCUGGCGGUCCCAGUCUGCAUUCUCACUCACCAGAGAAGAUGCCCUGAAGACCUCUUCGCUGGAGGCUGCGUCGAGGCAGCCGAGGGACCAGAGCCAGCAGCCAAGGGAGGAGUGGGCUUUGCCCAGCUGGAAGAGCGUGGACAGGCUGGACGAGACAAACAUGGCCCCGGUUUUACAGAGCCCUGACGGGAACUGGGUGGCCCUGAAGGAUGAUGCUCUGCCCCCCACCCACCUGUUGACCAGACCUAAGAGUGGCACGUUUCAGGCCCUAGAGGCAGCCUCCAGCGUGGCGUCCGCCUAUGAUGAGAUGGGCUCCGACAGUGAGGAGGACUUUGACUGGAGUGAGGCCUUGAGCACGCUGUGCCCGCAGCCCCGGGGCCUGCCCAGGAACCCCCAGCCCCAGCCCACGCAGGCCCGAGGCUCAGACCAAGGCCCCUCAGCCACCUCCGCCUCCUCUGGGCUCUCCCCCAACCUUGAGGCCAUGUGCUCUGACUCAGAGACCUCCUCGGCAAGUUCUUCUCGGGAAGCUGGGCAGCGGGCCAGACUGUCCUGGUUGCAGAGGAAGACCCCCAGGAACCCCGCAGCCGAGAAGAUGUACCUACAGGGAGAGCUAGACGUGAACUUCAACCCCCAGGCAGCCAGCAGGGAGACCUCGGACAGCAGCGAGCCUGAGGAGGCCCCCCACACUGCAGACCGGCGGGCCAGGAGGUGGAGAAGGGCCCAGCUGGGCUCAGAGGAGCCAAGCAAGGAGUUAUCUUCCCCCAACGCCCAUCCCCCGGAGCUGGACACCCAUCAGGUGUCAGGCGAUUUAUCAGAGACUGACGUCAGCGGUGAGGCUCAGCACCCCCGGACCGGCGCAGACACCACGGAGGAGAAACUGAGAAACAGGUUGUACGAGUUAGCAGUGAAAAUGAGUGAGAAGGAGACUUCUUCAGGGGAGGAUCAGGAGUCCGAGCCCAAGACAGAGUCAGAGAACCAGAAGGAAAGUCUGUCUUCUGAAGACAACAGCCAGAGUGUGCAGGAAGAGCUGAAGAAGAAGUAUUCUGCUGUUUCUCUCUGCAACAUCUCCACAGAAGUCCUGAAAGUUAUCAACGCCACAGAGGAGUUGAUAGCAGAGUCUGCAGGGCCCUGGGAGUUCCCACCUGUCCCUCCUGACAGAGAGAAGGGGACAUUUCCUCUUGGGACAGACCAAGUGAGACUGGAUGAGCAGCUGACUUCCCUGGAAGAAAACGUGUACCUGGCGGCAGGCACCGUGUAUGGACUUGAAGGCCAACUGAAUGAGCUGGAGGAUGCCGCCCGCUGCAUCCACAGUGGCACUGAUGAGACCGAACUGGCAGAUCUGGAGGACCAGGUGGCCACAGCUGCAGCCCAGGUCCACCAUGCCGAGCUCCAGAUUUCUGAUAUCGAGAGCCGGAUUUCAGCCCUGACCAUUGCAGGAUUAAACAUUGCGCCGUGUGUGCGCCUCACAAGAAAACGAGAUCAGAAGCAAAGGAACCAGGUACAAACCAUAGACACAUCAAGGCAGCAGAGGAGGAAACUGCCUGCUCCACCACUGAAAGCUGAAAAAAUUGAGGCAUCUUCAGUGAACGCUGUUAAAACAUUUAACCGCAACUUCAUUCUCCAAGGCUCCUCAACAAACAGGACUAAAGAAAGGAAAAACACCACCAAGGAUUUGAUGGAGCCCACCCUGGAGUCUGCUGGGAUGUAUUAGCACCAUGGAACUCCACUGCCAGUGACCCACUGCCUCCGGCCGUACACGACAGUGCCUUGACCCAACAGCCAUCGAACACUGUAUGGAUUUCCACCUGAGGAGAGGGCCUGGGAGACCACAGUGCACCAUUGCACAGGGCUGUCCUGAUACCUCACCCAGAAAGCAGUCCCAGACUUCAGCAUUGUGGUCUUGUCCACCCUCUGCCUUAGGCUCCCGGGGAAUCCAAGACAGAAAACCAAGACGCUGGCUUCCAACAGCAGAGCUCCAUGUUCAAAAGAUGCAUCUUUUCCCUGUUCGCUUUGCUACUGUGUGUUGUCUUUAAGAUCUUUUUUUUUUAUCCCUUUGAUUCAAUCAGAAUUACAUGUCAAUUAUUUGUCCAAAGGAAAAUUGUGGGAAGAGGGGAUGGUGGAGGGAAGGGAGAUGGGUAUUAUCAUUCAAUUGAUCAUCAAUUCUUAUCAAUCUCCCACAAGCAUCUUUGUCUUACAAAUGCUAAGGAAAAAAGUGAAAAUUCCCCUGUAGUGAGCACUAGGGACUGUCAAAUAUGGGGAGUGCUCAUCCAUCAAGGAUGCAGGCCUCCCUUCAGCUGCCUUCUUCUUGCUAAGCUCCCAGUUCACUGCACUACUAGUCAUUCCCAUUGCUUUGCAAUCAAAAGCCAAGAAAGGAAAGCUUGGACUCACCCAUGCCACACCCAGGUCUGUCUGAAACAAUGUCUCACUAAGAACUUAGGGCUCUUCCUUGGACUUAUGAGAGCUCCCCCACUCCGAAGGGGAGAGGGGCUUGAGAAAGUCCACCAUCAGCUUAACUUUAGGGCACUGUCCACAAUCAACAUGACACGGUUUAGCAAUGAUUGCAUCCGAAUGUGGUUAGGUAACUGGAUUACUGUAGAAUACAGCCACAUGAGAAAAUAUUGUCCUCCAAAAUUGAUUUCCCAAUAAAUAUUCAGAAAAAGUAGUAAAAUGACCUUAAAGAUAAAAAUGGUUAAGGAAUAGCCUUAGAAAACUUAGAGGUAUGAAAAAAGCAAGGAUAAACUGUGAACUUAAUGGACACAAGAGUUGACACCAACUCUACAUUUGUCAAAAACAAGACUAUUUAGAGUGUGUUUAUAAAAGCAAGUGGAACUGGAAUUUCACUCAAUUAAUUGAACAUUAGCAACCUUUUUUUAAUUUGCUCCUGAUUAUUCUGAAUCUGAGGAGCAAGGCAAAGAUGGGAGGCAAGGGACUAGUGUGACUGAUGUUUAGUAAGUGACCGCUCUGAAGGAGGCAGUAUUCUCAUUUGAAUCCUUAUAGCAACCCUAUUCAGUAGGUAUCCCCAUUUUUCAGAUUUGGAAACUGAGGGCCAGAGAGAUUAAUUUGCCAAAGUCACAUCUGUAAGCUAAGUGUAACUGGAAUGCCUCACAAAAGCCUCACUCUGUUGUUUUCAGCUUCUACGUUCUUUUGCUGCUAUGCACAUUUUCAGACCUGAUUUGCUGCUGAAAUGUGUAUAAUGACCCAUUCCUGAUGGGGGUCUACCCACCUUCCAAUAAUACUCUUUGCUGAUGCUGUGUAUGUAUUAUCCAACAGAAAUGACUCCUUUGAAAUAAAGUAAAUCUUUGGCUUUUUGUUCUGUUGGUGUGAUUCAAAGCAAACAAAUACAAAUUUUAAAAACACAACAAAAAAAGGUUUGAGUUCCAAAUAGAACGUUUUUCUAAGAGGCAUGAAAAGCAACUAUUGUUGUGUUACAGUGUUAAAAUAUUCAGUUUUGUUUGACAAAAAUGUGUACUGUGUAAGCCUUGCAAAAAAACAAAAAAAGAAGAAGAAGCCUGCUCUAUGGCAUUUGAAUUUUUAUAAAGGUUUCCUUGUGCCAAAUAAGUGCAAAGAUUUAAUUUACUAUUAAAAAUCAUUAGCAUAUGUUAUAGUUCCAGAAGAAUUAUUUUGUCAUCAAGUGAUUUUGAUCUUCAGUGUCAAUAUUUAUAUUUAGAUUAAUUUUUAUAAAUGAAAAUAUUUUAAUGGUUUAAGAAAAUGAGGACAAUGAGACCAUAUCUUUGAUGACUUCUGAAAGUUAUGCUUGCCUUCAUGUUAUAUGCACAUUGCCAAGAAUCACUGUCAAGAGAAAUGAUGAAGAAGUAAAAGUCAUUUAUGAAAAUAA